UAUAGCACGCAAGCAUAUAAUAAGGACUUCUGUGAAAUGGAUAAACCAAACUCAUUCCGGCGAGCAAUAUGUUGCUUGUUGUUUAUAGAAUUUAUUGCACGGAACCAUGCAGCCGUUGUCAACAUAAAAACUAAAGGUGCCAAGGGAGAUGGAAAAACCGAUGACAGCCCGGCGAUAAUGGCUGCUUGGAAAGAAGCAUGUGCAGCAACAGCGCCAAGCUCUGUGUUGAUUCCGGCAGGGACGUAUUUGGCAAAUCCUCCGCUUGACUUGAAAGGUCCAUGCAAGGCUGCGAUUGAAAUCAAGGCCACCGGAGCCACCCUGAAGGCUCCACCUGAUACAACAGUGUUCAAAAAUGACUAUUGGAUCAGCAUCGUGGGAGUUGAUAAGUUGACUAUGACCGGUGGUACCUACGAUGGGCAAGGCCAACAAACUUGGAAGUCUGUCAAAUGCCAUGAUUCGAAGGCAACAUGUCAAAUUCCAGUGAAUAUCAGAUUGACUAAAGUUACAAAUUCAGUGGUUAAUGGUGUAACAUCUGCGAACAGCAAAUACUUCCACAUGAAUGUAUUGCAUUGUAACAAUACCAGACUUGAUCAUGUUACCAUUGAUGCACCGGGAAACAGUGUCAACACAGAUGGAAUUCACAUCGGUAGGUUAACCGGUCUCAAUAUCACAAACUCAGUCAUAAAAACGGGUGAUGAUUGCAUUUCCUUUGGAGAUGGAAGCAAGAACGUCCAUAUUGAGAAAGUCACAUGCGGACCAGGUCAUGGUAUUAGCGUCGGAAGCUUAGGGAAAUACCCAAAUGAAGAAUCUGUACAAGGAAUCUUUGUCAAGAACUGCACAAUCACGAACACUACCAAUGGAGUCAGGAUCAAGAGCUGGCCUUCUUCUCCACCAAACACCGCCACUGACAUCCACUUCGAAGAUAUCAUCAUGAACAAAGUGGCAACUCCCAUAUUGAUCGAUCAAGAAUAUUGCCCUUGGAAUGCUUGCAAGAAAGGAGCUCCAUCAAAAGUUAAGCUAGCGAAUGUGACCUUUAGGAGGAUCAAGGGAACAUCAACUACUAAGGUGGCAAUUAGGCUUAUUUGCAGCUCAGGGUUUCCAUGUGACACCGUGGAGUUGGCAGAUAUUAAUUUGACGUACUCAGGAGGAGCUGCCACCGCUGAGUGUGCUCACAUUAAACCAAAAAUCGUCGGUGCAGUUGUCCCUCCGGCUUGUCCAGCUGGUGCCAAACAUCUACACGAUGAUGAUGUCAACCAUCGACUGGCCAAGCAGAUCUGAGCAUAAGUGGCGGGAGAAUUCUGGGAGAAAAUACGUAGGCGGAAAAAAGCUACUCUGCCAUGCAUCUACAGAGACGUAAAUUGUACCUAUUGGAUCAUUUCAUAUUCUAUAUAUGUAGUGUUGACUAUUUGGAUUCUUAAGUGGGAUUGGUAAUUGUAACAACAAAAAGACGUUACCCAAAAACAUUUUCUUUCUUCAUAGAUAAUUGAAAA
Lactuca sativa (garden lettuce) is the source of this 1490-nucleotide messenger RNA. Its product is annotated as exopolygalacturonase. The record is from RefSeq and is a predicted model, not a curated record. Gene Ontology annotation, molecular function: polygalacturonase activity. Gene Ontology annotation, biological process: carbohydrate metabolic process. Lineage: Eukaryota; Viridiplantae; Streptophyta; Magnoliopsida; Asterales; Asteraceae.